This is a messenger RNA of Drosophila grimshawi, 2345 nucleotides long. It is a transcript of the gene Hacd2, whose product is annotated as very-long-chain (3R)-3-hydroxyacyl-CoA dehydratase 3. Gene Ontology annotation, cellular component: endoplasmic reticulum membrane. Gene Ontology annotation, molecular function: 3-hydroxyacyl-CoA dehydratase activity. Gene Ontology annotation, biological process: sphingolipid biosynthetic process; fatty acid elongation; very long-chain fatty acid biosynthetic process. The record is from RefSeq and is a predicted model, not a curated record. The coding region runs from base 255 to 1418 and encodes 387 amino acids. The transcript has 4 exons. Lineage: Eukaryota; Metazoa; Arthropoda; Insecta; Diptera; Drosophilidae.
AAUGUUGUAUAUUCCUGCGCAUGCUAAACAAUUACAAGUUGUGCGCUGAAAAAAUCACUUGUUUGACGUUUUGCAAUCGCAAAAAAAAAUUGAUAAAUUAAUAAAAGCGUUUGCCUGUUGAAAAUGACUUGUAAAUUAAUGUUGCUGUCGUUGCAAGCAAAAGCUUAAGCUACUAAAUAUCAAGCUUAUAACAUUUUGCUAUUCAAAGUCCGGCAAAAGUCGGCAAAACCCACGCAUUAAAAAAGAAAGAAAAAAUGUCACCCUUGUCUAAUGCAAGUCCAAUGAUAUCCACCAAGUUAAGUCCAUUUGUGUAUUGGUCGCAAACCAAGUACACGCUAUUGCUGAAGGUGGACCUCAAAGAUGCACAAGGCGUCAUUGCGGAUUUCACCCCCACAACGCUGUCGUUCCGAGCCAAUGGUGUUGGAGCACGCGGUCGGAAUGCAUACAAGUUUCAGAUGCAUUUCUAUCAGGAGGUCGAUGAUGAGAACCCCGCACUUACUGUGACAGACCACAAGAUUGAGCUGGUCAUAAACAAAACGUAUCCGGGUUGGUGGGAGCGUCUGGUGGCAACGCCACAGAAACCACAUUGGCUUCGGGUUGACUUCGAUCGUUGGCGUACCGAAGACGAUGGUGAGAUUAACGAGCCGCCGGGCGAAGAUCGAGAAAGGCGCGAUGUGCGGGAUGUGCGCGAGGAUUAUGUAGAUGAAUAUAACAAUCUCCAGAAGCAGGAAAUCGGUUAUAUUCGGGAAAAUGCCAAGAAGGUUUAUUUGGUCAUCUACAAUCUGGCCAUGUUUGUUGGUUAUCUGCACAUUCUGAUCAUCAUGGGCGUGCUCUAUAUCCGGGACGGACCUGCUAGCAUAAAGCAUACGUACGAGUAUGUCGGCACAUCAUUUAAGUUUGUACAACUGAUGCAAUAUAUGGAGGUAAUGCAUCCACUAUUUGGCUACUCUAAGGGCAGCCCGUUGGUGCCGUUCUUUCAAAUCUCCGGGCGCAACUUUAUACUCUUCCUAAUGAUCGAAAUGGAGCCGCGCAUGCAUGCCAAGCCAGUGGUCUUCUAUGUAUUCAUUAUAUGGUCACUAGUGGAACUGGUGCGGUAUCCCUACUAUGUUAGCCAGCUGUUAAAACGGGAGAACGGCUUACUCACCUGGCUGCGCUACACUAUUUGGAUUCCGCUCUAUCCGAUGGGCAUUAUCUGCGAGGGAGUUAUACUGCUGCGCAGCAUACCCUACCUGGAGCAAACGAAACGCUUUAGCGUUGAUAUGCCCAACAAAUGGAACUCGACCUUUGACAUGGUUAUGUUUGUGAAAGUGUAUCUGUUGCUUCUCGCUCUGCCGGGCAGCUAUUUGGUCAUGUCGCACAUGUCCAAGCUGCGCGCCAAGAAGCUGGGUCGCGGUCGCUCCAAAUCGAAACUAAACUAAGAAUCACCCAAUGAUCUUAAGAAAGAUUCCAUUAUCUAUGUUUACACACUAGUCCCCCAAAAAUGUUACGUUUUUUGUUUUUCAAAUUUUCGCUCAAUUGUUUUCGUUGAAGCCGAUUCAAGAUGACAUAAAAAUACAAUGACAAGUUUAAAUACCUAGUUAAUAUGUAUAACAAAUGCACAGUCAAAGAUUUAAAUUCACGCAGUUUGCAUUAAAAAAAAUGUAAUUUAAUAAGAUUUGACAUACUUUCAAUUUAUUGAUAUCAAUAAAAUCUCUUUCACUUUCUUUGAAAACAAAUCGAAUAUGAAAUAAGAGUAUCAAUAGACGUUUAAAAUAUCCGGAAAAUCUUAUAAAGACUUUUUUGUCAUGAUGAUCAUGGAUAAUGCUAGGCUAUAAUAAUUUUCAUUUUAUUAUUUGUUAUAUAUGGCAUAGUCAUUUAUUAUUUACGCCACAUAUUGAUCAUUUUGUUUAUUCGGUGCGGUUACUGAUUUAAUAAGUAAACCUCUACUUAAAUGGUAUUUGCAUACAUAGUGUUUACAUGCACUUAAAUUGUCGCUUAAUCUACAUUUAAUUGUGUUCCCCUAUGUAUGUUUGUGUUGAGGGGUAGUAAAAGGCAAGCUUAAAUAAUUUUUUAGAAUUUUUUGUUGACACUUGAUAUCAGAUUGACAAGUACUGUAAAUAAAAAAUUGUAAGAACAGACAUUUGUAUAAAAAAUAAUUGUGUACAGAUCAUACAAUUUUUGAUUCGGUUCACUUGGACAACGCUCCAUAAAAAUGUAGACGGAAUCAGACAGAUACAUAUUAUUUACAAAGGGUGUUGUGUCAAACUCCUCAGUGUGUUACCAAUAUUCAUUGACUGAAUUCUAAUACCAUCUAUAAUCUAAAUUAAUUGGAUUUAAAAAAUAUAUUGAACAUUCACAUACCAACA